Molecule: messenger RNA, 843 nt
Organism: Vanrija pseudolonga
Lineage: Eukaryota; Fungi; Basidiomycota; Tremellomycetes; Trichosporonales; Trichosporonaceae
Gene: GTA
Product: putative global transactivator
Exons: 1
Coding region: 1-843 (280 amino acids)
Biological process (GO): DNA repair
Cellular component (GO): nucleus
Molecular function (GO): ATP-dependent activity, acting on DNA
Source: RefSeq, a predicted model, not a curated record
AUGAGCGAUCCUCAGCUGCCCAACGGCUUCGCUCACGGUGUACGGAUCACAUUGGAUGUGCAUCGUUCUAUCAAGCCACCAAAGAAUAUCAAGAAUCCCCAGGAUAUGCCAGAGCAAGAGGAGCCUGAAGAGUUGGAUGUCAACCUUCCAACUAGCAAAGUUGACGCCGUGAUCAAGAUCAUCCUCGAGAUCUUCAAAAGCGACCAAGGGCUUCCAGCCUCCCAGCAGCGCAAGGUCCUUAUCUGCUCGGCUUGGGUUGUUCACCUCCCCAAGAUGGUGGCCCUCCUCGCCAAGGCUGGCAUUCCCACCGCUGUCAUGCACGGAUCCACGUCACCCAAGGAACGCACCCGUAUCUCUACAGCGUUCCAAGCCGACAACGACCACACCUCGCCGCAUGGCCCAUCGCGGGUCCUCAUCAUUUCGCCGUGCCUCCAAGCUGGCCUCAACUUCUUUCGAGCCAACAUCCACCUUAUCAACCUGGACCCAUCGUGGACCCAGGCCGCCCGCGACCAGAUCGUUGGUCGCGUGCAUCGUAUUGGACAGACCCGCCCAGUGCAGGUCUAUAACCUCAUCGUCCGCCACUCGGUCGACGAGUACCUUGCGAGUGUGGCCGCACGCAAGGGUCGUUUGAUGGAGGUGUUGGACAAACACGCCUGUCUGUCUCCACUCCUCGUGGACCACGAAGCUCCGACUUGUGACACAUCGGUUCAGAGGCCUCCGAAGCGCCCCAUCUCCGAGGACGGAGACGACGACGACGACAAGAAGGUCGAGGAGAGUCUCGAUCACAACAAGCGAAGCCGUCGGAGGGCCGAGUCCGCCCAGCCGCAUGACGGUCCUCAGUGA